AUGUUGCAAGUAAAACUUCCCAAGCUAAAUGGAAGUAGUCCUGAGGAGUAUUGGGCCUUCCGCAGUCGGUUUGAGCAAGAAGUACUUUGCACCUCUAUACCCCCACAGGUGAAAAGGUACAUUACUCACUGUAUGGGACUGCCAAAGAAGGAGGGCUUAAAGACAGCACUAAAAAUCCUUGAUACGAAAUAUGGAGAUAAAAAUCUGUACAUGAGUCGCAUAGAAGUAGAGCUAACAAGCGGGCCACAUGUGAGGGAAGGUGACCAUGAGGUCAUCUCGGAGGUGUGCCUAAAUCUGACGUCCCAUAUUCAUUUUGCAAAGAAAAUUGGGAAGCUGAGCCAUAUUGACAACCCACAUGUGGUGAGAAGUCUGGUGGACAGAAUGGACGAUCGACUCCAAUCCAAGUGGCAUGCCAUUUGGACUGGCAAAAAGCGAUCGAAGAUUCCUCGUUUGAAAAACGUAAAGAAAUUCUUACAGAAGGAGAUGGACGCCGCACGUAGCAGGCGUGCCCACAACCCUCUGGCAUUUUCCAAGACCCAGUUCCGUGAUGCAAAACGAGGCCGAGAAGUUAAGAUCGUAGAUACCAUUCCCAGACGAGCAUUCACGUCCGUGCCAAAACAACAAACUAGAGAUGUAGGACUAUUCACAAAAACUAAUGUUGAACCCUGGAAACGAGGUGAUCAAUGUCGUUUGUGUACAGAGCCCCACCCCAUUUUUAUGUGCCCUGUAUUCAAGUCACUCAGCCUGGAGCAUCGCAAAAAUGUAGUGACAGCUCAGAGGAGAUGCUUCAUAUGCCUUAGGGACAACCACCUAUAUAAAGAAUGUAAGGCGAAACCGUGCGACAUUAAUGGCUGUGGAGGAAAGCAUUCACGGUGGUUACAUGAUACUCAAAGUGCCUCCCAAAAUAAUGGUGAAAAUGAAAGACUGGGACAGACUGUUGAAGCUACAGCCUCACAACAACAAUGA
Molecule: messenger RNA, 966 nt
Organism: Penaeus monodon (black tiger shrimp)
Lineage: Eukaryota; Metazoa; Arthropoda; Malacostraca; Decapoda; Penaeidae
Exons: 2
Coding region: 1-966 (321 amino acids)
Source: RefSeq, a predicted model, not a curated record